AUGAUUUUGCAUUUCCGGGGGAGUGACCUGUGUGUAAACAAUACAGGUCUCUCUCCUGCCAGCAAUAAACAUGCUGCUGUGCUCUGUACAGCAGAGAAAUACACAGCAGCAUGUUUCCCUAGUAAAACACACACAGCACAUACAGUAAAAUGGCACACAGUUAACCCUUUCAUCGUCCCAUAUGUGAACCCCUUCCUGCCCAGUGUCAUUAGUACAGUGUCAGUGCUUUUUAUUAGCACUGAUCACUGUAUUAGUGUCAUUGGGAUUUCAGUGGCAGUUAGUCAGUUCCCAUCCAGUGUCAGAAUGCCCGCCGCAGUCCCGCUAUAA
This is a messenger RNA of Staurois parvus, 327 nucleotides long. NCBI's taxonomy places the organism in Eukaryota, Metazoa, Chordata, Amphibia, Anura, Ranidae. The record is from the annotation of a GenBank genome assembly.